AUGCGCCGGAAUCGCCCUGGGCGAGGGCGGCGGGACCCUCCCCCAGCCUCCUGCCCGCUCCCUGGGGCAGAGGGCCGGGGCGGCGGCACCACGGGCGGCCGCGCACCGAGGGCUCCGCCGCGGGACGCGCUGCGCUGCGCUGCGCUGCCCUCCGCCCCCCCUCCCGGCCCGCCGCCCCCCCUCCCGGCCCGCCGCCGAGCGCACCUGCCCGCCGCUCCGCUGCGCUCCGCCGCCCGCACCGGAGGCGCCCGCACCGCUGCGGGAUGCGGCCAGCCUUCCGGAAACGCUUCCCAGCCCGCUGCGCUUACCCAGGAAACGAUUCCGGCCGCCGGCCGCGGCCGCCCCUCCUCUCCCUCCGCCCCGGCCGCCGCCCAGAGCCGCGGCCCGCAGGGGGCCGGCCGGGCGGGGCGAGCGCUGCGGAGCCGUGUGGUGGGUGUGCCCGCUGCCAGCCCCCGCUCCACCCCCGCCUCACCCUCCCCAAACCCGGCUCCCGCCCCGCCUGACCCCACGGACGAGGUCCUUCGGCGGAGCAGCAUUGGGGGGCUCUUAGUCAACAUCUCACUGGCACCCUCCAGAGCAGAUGUCCGUCUGUGA
Empidonax traillii (willow flycatcher) is the source of this 594-nucleotide messenger RNA. RefSeq names its product basic proline-rich protein-like. The coding region runs from base 1 to 594 and encodes 197 amino acids. NCBI's taxonomy places the organism in Eukaryota, Metazoa, Chordata, Aves, Passeriformes, Tyrannidae. The record is from RefSeq and is a predicted model, not a curated record. The transcript has a single exon.